AUGUCGCGCGCGCACGCGGAGCACGUCUCCUCCGGCGACCUCGACGCCGAGGCCGCAGCCUGGAACGACGGCCCGGACGGCGAGUGGGGGUCGAGGCUCGGAAGGCUGUGGCGCGGCUGGCCGCGGGCGGCGACGUCGGAGCUGCCGCCGCUCCGCGCGCGCACGGCGACGCGCGCCAACUUUGCCGCGUUUGGAGAGCUGGUCGCCGAGUCGGAGGACGGCGAGCUGUACGACGCGACGGCGGGCGGCAUCGACGCGUCGCUCGACCUCUCGCAGGGUCCGCCUCGGCUGUACCUGAUGCGGCUCGAUGGCCCUCGCGAGCUGAGCGUCUCGAUGAUCACGAGGCACCAACGCGUAACGCAGUGCCUCGGCGCGCUCGGCGAGGAGAAGGACUUCUACCUGGUCGUGCACCAGCCGGGCGACGAGCCGUCCGUCGGCGGCCUCAACGCCUUCCGCGUCCCGCCGCGGCACUUUGUCAAGCUGCACGCCGGCACGUGGCACGCCGGGCCUCUGUGGACGCGCGACGAGCACCGGACGUUCGUGAACCUCGAGCUAGCGGACACGAACAUCACCGACCACGACUGCGUGGACCUGGUCGCCGGCUCCAUCCCCUUGCUUGUUGAUGCCGCCGCAUCUUAG
Molecule: messenger RNA, 639 nt
Organism: Emiliania huxleyi CCMP1516
Lineage: Eukaryota; Haptophyta; Isochrysidales; Noelaerhabdaceae
Exons: 2
Coding region: 1-639 (212 amino acids)
Biological process (GO): allantoin catabolic process
Molecular function (GO): ureidoglycolate lyase activity; ureidoglycolate hydrolase activity
Source: RefSeq, a predicted model, not a curated record